AGGAGUGCAGACGUAAGCUGUUUUCCAGGGGAUUGAUUGCACCACAGUUUCGUCAGCUUAGCAUAGCCUAUAUAUGAAGGAAUUUGUAGUGGUUACCGAAAGCACUACACUUACUGCACUCCAGCAACAACACUUCUCAGGGAAAAGACGGCUAGGCCUGGGUUGUAUGGGAUUGAAUUUGCUUGUGAUCUGUUGAAUAUACGUUUCUGGAAUAAAAUAUGGAAAAAGGCAAACGUACAACCGCUGGAAGUGAUGACUCCAUCUACCGCAUUCCCCCUUACUAUUACGUUCAUGUACUAGACCAAAACAGCAAUGUGACUAGGGUGGAGAUCGGACCCAGGACUUACAUAAGACAGGAUCACGAAAGGGUGAUAUUUGGGCCACAGAAGAUGAUUAUGGUGCCACCAAGGAAUUAUUGCAUCAUUGAGAAUCCCUCUCAGAAGGACAAAGACGGUGCUGUCGUACUGGACAAGCAUGGACAGGUCAAACUCAACCACGCUGACCAGGAAAUCCGUCUAGCUCAAGAUCCAUUUCCUCUGUUCCCUGGAGAGGUCCUGAAACAGGCAGUUAGUCCUCUGAAAGUUGUGCCAGCCAAUUGCGCUCUUCGCCUGAGGGCUGUCUUGGACUAUGAAGACCCCAGCGGAGAGAAGAGAGUUGCUGGCGAUGAAUGGCUCUUUGAAGGGCCUGGUACAUAUAUCCCACGCAAGGAGGUAGUUGUAGACGAGACUGUCAGGGCAACUAUCAUCAAGCCCAACCAGGCUAUUAAGCUACGUGCUCGCAAGGAGACCGAAGACCGUGAGGGUAAUGCGAGGGUCACGGGGGAGGAAUGGCUUGUUAAGAAAGUUGGUGCGUACUUGCCAGGCGCAUACGAGGAGGUCGUUGAUGUUGUGAAUGCUUAUGUGCUUACUGAGAAGAAAGCACUUCACCUGCGUGCCAACCGUACAUUUACUGAUGCCAAAGGUGUGACGAGAAAGAAUGGUGAAGAAUGGUUGGUGAAGAUGGAAGACAACGAGGCACACAUUCCUGAUGUCUACGAAGAGGUUGUUGGCUUGAAGGAUAUCAUUACCCUAAAUAAUCGACAAUACUGUGUGAUCUUGGACCCAGUUGGUGACAAUGGUAAGCCACAGCUCGGACAAAAGAAACUUGUCAAGGGAGAAAAAUCUUUUUUCAUGAUGCCUGGUGAAAAGCUUGAGAAAGGAAUUCAAAACGUGUUUGUUCUUGGAGAAGAUGAGGGCAUUAUCUUGCGGGCAAAGGAAGCAUUUAAGGACAACCUUGCGAAGGAUUGUGAACGCAAGCCGGGUGAUAAAUGGAUGAUGCGUGGACCAAUGGAAUAUGUGCCACCCGUGGAAGUGGAGGUACUGACCAAAAGGAAGGCAAUCCCAUUGGAUGAGAACGAAGGUAUCUAUGUGAGGGACACAAAGACAGGAAAGGUACGUGCUAUUACCGGAAUUACUUACAUGCUAAACCAGGAUGAGGAACUUUGGUGUAAAGAACUGUCACCAGCUGUUGAAAAUCUACUGAUGAGUAUGAAAGACCCUAUUGCUGAUCGUGGUUCUCGGGGCGCACCAGUGGUCGCAGAGAGAGAGAAGACAAAGGUGGUCACCCUUCGUGUUCCCCAUAAUGCAGCUGUACAGAUAUAUGAUUACAAGGAGAAGAAAGCCAGAGUUGUGUUUGGACCAGAGCUGGUGAUGCUUGGUCCUGAUGAGCAGUUUACUCAACUGAGUCUGUCGGGAGGAAAGCCAAAGAGACCAAACGUCAUCAAAUCCUUGUGUCUGUUGCUGGGACCUGAUUUUUGCACAGACAUCAUCGUUAUAGAGACAGCAGAUCAUGCUAGGCUACAGCUCCAGCUGUCUUAUAACUGGCAUUUUGAAGUCAAUGAUAAGAAUGAUGACAAUGAUGCAGCUAAAUUGUUCAGCGUGCCAGACUUUGUCGGAGACGCUUGCAAGGCUAUUGCCUCUCGAAUCAGAGGUGCUGUGGCCGGUGUCCAGUUUGAUGAUUUUCACAAGAAUUCUGCCAAAAUCAUCCGUGCAUCAGUAUUUGGGUUUGACGACAAGCAGAAGGUCCGUGAUCGAUUCCUGUUCCCUCAGAACAACCUGGUUAUAACCAGUAUUGAUAUCCAGUCAGUGGAACCAGUUGACCAGCGUACCAGAGACGCUUUGCAGAAGUCUGUACAACUGGCGAUUGAGAUCACAACCAACUCCCAGGAAGCCGCAGCCAGACACGAAGCUGAAAGACUUGAGCAGGAGGCAAAGGGUCGUCUAGAGCGUCAAAAGAUUUUGGACGAAGCUGAAGCUGAGAAAGCACGCAAGGAACUGCUGGAGCUACAGGCCAAUAGUGCAGCUGUUGAGAGCACUGGACAGGCAAAGGCUGAGGCUCAGUCCCGUGCUGAGGCUGCUAGAAUUGAAGGCGAGGCAGCUGUUGAGCAGGCCAAGCUGAAGGCAGAGGCUGCUAAAAUUGAAUCUCAAUCAGAACUCGAACAACUGACAGUUGCGAGAGAGGCAGAGAAUAAGUACAUCAGCCAGCAGAACGAGAUGGAAAUCAGCAAAACUAAAGAAAUGAGCGACAUCGAGACGGCUAAAUUCGAUAGCAUGGUGUCGUCCAUCGGUGCAGAUACCAUCAGGGCCAUUGCAACAUCUGGACCAGAGAUGCAGGUGAAGUUGCUGCAAUCUCUUGGCCUCAAGUCUACCUUGAUUACAGAUGGUACCAGCCCCAUCAACCUCUUCAAUACUGCCAACGGACUUGUUGGUGCUCUUGCGCCACCAUCAAACAAUUAGGUUCAAAGCUUUUUUAACAGCAAUUGAUGGCAAUAAAAUAUAUUUCUAGAUGUAUUGGAAAGGAACAUUUGAAUUAUGUUUUACCAAUGGGUGUUUUAUAAAUUCAUUAGAUUUUUAUUGGAAAGGAAAUAAAACACUUAUUAAAAAAUCGGCUAACUGUGCUAAAUUGCUGUAUUAAAAGAUAAAUUUAUUAGUUUUGUUAGUUUGGUGUUUGUAAAAAUGAACUUUAUAUUUGUAGAUAAAAUUAUCAAGGAUGAUAUCAAAAACAGUUGUAGAUUGGUUAAUUUUGUUUAUGAUGAUUGCUUUUUAGGUCUCCAUAUUUGUAGGAUGUUUUUGGUCAAUAUGAAAAUGGAUUAUAUAACAUUUAUAUAUAAAAGGAAGAUAAAUUUGUUUUAUCAAAUGAUUGAGAAAAUUUUGAUUUUGUAAUACUGUAAUUAAAUUCCUAUUUUAAUACAGUCAUGAACAUUUAAAUGUGAAAUUGUGCCAUAUAUUAUAACAGAAAUAAUGUUUAUUAAAAUUGCUGUUAAAGAAUAAAUACAAUAUAUUUUAUAUAUCUAUAUAAUAUAAAAUGCAGGCAGAUGAAUUAUGCAUUGACAGGCCUGUGUAUUGAUAUUACAGAAGUUUGAAUUAAUGAGUUUUUAGUAAUAAAGUAUCAAUUUAGAAAAAAAAAUGGAAAUAUGUUUUCCACAUGAUCCAAAGUAAGUGUUCUAUACAGAUAUUUAUUAUCAUUGUUCUAAUAAUACUAUAUGAAUUCUGUACAUAUAUUGUUUGUAUUAUUUUGCAUUACAAAUUUCUUGAGUUUAGACCAAUUGUGAGGGCCCAAAUUUAAAAAAUAUACUCAAGAGAAGUAUUAA
Molecule: messenger RNA, 3628 nt
Organism: Anneissia japonica
Lineage: Eukaryota; Metazoa; Echinodermata; Crinoidea; Comatulida; Comatulidae
Product: major vault protein-like
Exons: 14
Coding region: 219-2774 (851 amino acids)
Cellular component (GO): cytoplasm; nucleus
Source: RefSeq, a predicted model, not a curated record